ACGAGAAGAGUGGGCCAAAUAUUGAAAUGAGGCGCGAAUUCUUAGCAAUAAAAUUAUAGUUUUUUCUUAUAGUAUUUAUUUUCGAGCUAAGAAAUUAGAGUUUUUAUGGUCCAUUUGUUAUACCACAGGCGGCAAAAGCACAAGGAAUCAAAAGAUAUUGCAAAAAGGAAAAGCAAAAAAUUGAAUCUUGAGGGAGCAAGGAAAAGAUUCUCCUUCACAGGCCCUUUGGCCCCAAGUUCCUAUGUGAAGAUUUCAAGGUUUAUUUAUUUAUUUUAGAUUUCAAUUAUGACCCGUCGCCAAAAAGCCUUAAAUUUCAAAGUUUACUAUUUCCGGCACCCCCUUAGACAGGAGACUAAAAUGUUGUCCCACCAUGUUAUGAGAUGAGAAGCAUGUUAUGUAGAAUUGGCAGUUCUACUGUUUAAAGCUGUCUUAAGGGCUGAAACUAUAAAGGGGGAGAGGGCCUUCUAUGGCAAAAAACUCGGAGAAAUUUUCAAUAGAUUUCAUCCUAGGAGGGACUGCGGCUAUUACAGCAAAAACUGCUGCUGCACCGAUUGAGAGAGUGAAGCUUUUGUUGCAGAACCAAGGAGAGUUAGUGAAGCAAGGGCAGCUUCAAAGACCUUAUGGCGGUGUUGGUAAUUGCUUCCGGAGGGUCUACAGGGAGCAAGGGGUUUUGUCCUUUUGGAGGGGUAAUCAAGCCAAUGUUAUAAGAUAUUUCCCCACUCAGGCCUUCAACUUUGCAUUUAAAGGCUACUUCAAAAGCUUGUUCGGAUGCUCAAAAGAGAAGGAUGGAUACUUAAAGUGGUUUGCUGGAAAUGUUGCUUCUGGGAGUGCUGCAGGAGCUACCACUUCUUUGUUUCUUUAUCACCUAGAUUAUGCAAGGACUCGACUGGCGACAGAUGCUAGGGACUGCCGUAUCAAUGGGAAGCACCAAUUUAAUGGGCUACUGGAUGUUUAUCGUAAAACCUUGUCAAGUGAUGGAAUGGCAGGUCUUUAUCGAGGGUUUGGGGUUUCGAUAUUGGGAAUUACUCUUUAUCGUGGAAUGUAUUUUGGGAUCUAUGACACCAUGAAACCUGUAGUUUUGGUUGGACCGUUUCAGGACAAUUUUGUUGCUAGCUUCUUCUUGGGUUGGAGUGUGACAACGGUUUCUGGGGUAUGUGCCUACCCAUUUGACACUCUACGACGGAGAAUGAUGCUCACGUCCGGACAAUCAGUCAAGUAUCACAGUGCCAAGCAAGCAUUCGUUGAAAUUGUUCGGGUUGAAGGUUUUGCAGCACUGUAUAGAGGAGUCACAGCGAACAUGCUACUUGGUGUCGCUGGUGCUGGAGUACUUGCUGGAUAUGAUAAGCUGUACAGAAUUGUAUAUACACCGCAUUAUAACCUCAGCUCUCAGAAGGCCUUCAAAUGAAUCAUGUAUGAAGAUUCUUAUAAUAAUUAUUUCUCACAAAUGUUACUCAGCUGGUAGGGCAUUGUUGUUGAAAACCCAUGUAAAGAAAGGUGGAAAAAAUGUAUACAUAAGUAUGAAAUGGCUCCAAGAACUGAACUCAAUUGAAGGAAACGAAUAUUUGUUGGUAGAUACAAAAGUUGGGCGAAAUAUGUUGGAUGCAGCUCUCAGCCGUCCGAUUUCUGAUUGGAAGCAGGAUAAUCUCCUUGGUUGUUCCCUCUUACAAUUAGUUGGUUUGUUAGCGUGUAGCAAUCCCGGGGGCAAGCUUUGUUUUCUCUGUACAGUGAUAUGAUGCAAAAGAAUAUUGAUUGAUACAGCCAUUCUUUGUUUAUCGUUAGUUCUCUUAUUCCAUUGUGUGGACAUUACACUAUAGGAAGUUCUUUUAACUGUGACAUAAGAUAUUUACUUUGCAAAGGCAUUCUUCCUGUUUUCUAUUGCAA
This is a messenger RNA of Salvia miltiorrhiza (redroot sage), 1881 nucleotides long. RefSeq names its product ADP,ATP carrier protein ER-ANT1. Gene Ontology annotation, cellular component: mitochondrial inner membrane. Gene Ontology annotation, molecular function: ATP:ADP antiporter activity. NCBI's taxonomy places the organism in Eukaryota, Viridiplantae, Streptophyta, Magnoliopsida, Lamiales, Lamiaceae. The transcript has 5 exons. The coding region runs from base 467 to 1405 and encodes 312 amino acids. The record is from RefSeq and is a predicted model, not a curated record. Gene Ontology annotation, biological process: mitochondrial ADP transmembrane transport; mitochondrial ATP transmembrane transport.